Molecule: messenger RNA, 2514 nt
Organism: Conger conger (European conger)
Lineage: Eukaryota; Metazoa; Chordata; Actinopteri; Anguilliformes; Congridae
Gene: nlgn3a
Product: neuroligin 3a
Exons: 6
Coding region: 269-2512 (747 amino acids)
Biological process (GO): synaptic vesicle endocytosis; postsynaptic membrane assembly; chemical synaptic transmission
Cellular component (GO): cell surface; synapse; postsynaptic specialization membrane
Molecular function (GO): neurexin family protein binding; signaling receptor activity
Source: RefSeq, a predicted model, not a curated record
GUUUGCACCGAGGGGAAGCCGUCUUCUCGCACACCUCCGGGACUGCAGCAGAGCCAGGACGAGCACUUGCUGCGGCGCCGCCCUGUGGAUAGCGAGUUUCUGCUGGUGCCUCACAGUGGUCGGAGGCCAGAACUACCACCCGACAGUGAACACGCAAUAUGGGAAACUUAGGGGUGUCAGGGUCCCUCUCCCUAGCGAGAUCCUGGGGCCUGUGGACCAAUACCUGGGGGUCCCGUACGCUGCCUCUCCAGUGGGCGAGAAGCGCUUCAUGCCACCUGAGCCGCCGUCCUCCUGGUCAGGGAUCAAGAACGCCACCCACUUUGCGCCCGUCUGCCCGCAGAAUAUUCAAAAUGCCGUGCCAGAAAUAAUGAUGCCGAUAUGGUUCACCUUCAACAUGGAUAUUGUUGCCACGUACAUACAGGAUCAGAACGAGGAUUGCUUAUAUUUAAACAUCUAUGUUCCAACUGAGGAUGGGGCCCAUGCCAAAAAACAGGGCGAGGAUUUGUCUGAUAACGAUGGUGACGAAGAUGAAGGUAUUUUCCACGACACCGGCGCCAAGCCAGUGAUGGUCUAUAUCCACGGAGGCUCCUACAUGGAAGGGACAGGGAACGUGAUCGACGGCAGUGUGCUGGCCAGCUACGGGAACGUCAUCGUCAUCACCCUCAACUACAGGGUCGGCGUACUCGGCUUCCUCAGUACAGGAGACCAGGCAGCUAAAGGAAACUACGGUCUCCUGGACCAAAUACAGGCCCUGCGUUGGAUCAGUGAGAAUGUGGGGUACUUCGGUGGAGAUUCUAAUCGCAUCACAGUUUUCGGAUCAGGAAUUGGGGCCUCCUGCGUCAGUCUGCUCACUCUAUCCCAUCACUCUGAAGGCCUUUUCCACCGAGCCAUUAUCCAAAGUGGCUCAGCGCUCUCCAGCUGGGCAGUGAACUACCAGCCCGUGAAGUACACUCGUAUGCUGGCGGAGAAGGUGGGCUGCAACGUGCUGGACACCCUGGACAUGGUGGACUGCCUGCGGAAGAAGACCGCGCGUGAGCUGGUGGAACAGGACAUCCAGCCGGCGCGCUACCACGUGGCCUUCGGCCCCGUCAUCGACGGAGACGUCAUCCCCGACGACCCGGAGAUCCUCAUGGAGCAGGGCGAGUUCCUCAACUACGACAUCAUGCUGGGCGUCAACCAGGGCGAGGGCCUGCGCUUCGUGGAGAACGUGGUGGACUCGGAGGACGGCGUCUCCGGGAACGACUUCGACUUCUCCGUCUCGGACUUCGUGGACAGCCUCUACGGCUACCCCGAGGGCAAAGACACCCUGCGCGAGACCAUCAAGUUCAUGUACACCGACUGGGCGGACCGCGACAACCCGGAGACCCGUCGCAAGACCCUGGUGGCCCUCUUCACCGACCACCAGUGGGUGGAGCCGGCCGUGGUGACGGCCGACCUGCACGCCCGCUACGGGUCGCCCACCUACUUCUACGCGUUCUACCACCACUGCCAGAGCCUCAUGAAGCCCGCCUGGUCCGACGCCGCCCACGGGGACGAGGUGCCGUACGUAUUCGGCAUCCCCAUGAUCGGCCCCACCGACCUCUUCCCCUGCAACUUCUCCAAGAACGACGUCAUGCUCAGCGCCGUCGUCAUGACGUACUGGACCAACUUCGCCAAGACUGGGGAUCCAAACAAGCCAGUGCCCCAGGACACCAAGUUCAUCCACACCAAGGCAAAUCGUUUCGAAGAGGUGGCCUGGUCCAAGUACAACCCCCAGGACCAGCUGUACCUGCAUAUCGGACUCAAGCCCCGUGUCCGGGACCACUACCGGGCGACCAAAGUGGCCUUCUGGAAGCACCUGGUGCCACACCUCUACAACCUCCACGACAUGUUCCACUACACCUCCACCACCACCAAAGUGCCCCCGCCCGAGACCACCCAGAACUCCCUGUCCACCAAGAGGCCCAACGGCAAGAACUGGCCCUUCAACACCAAGCGGCCGCCCAUAUCGCCGGCCUACAACAGCGAGAACGGCAAGGAGUCGUGGAACGGCGACGAAGAGACGGGCCCCCUGGUGGUGGAGAACCCGCGCGACUACUCCACCGAGCUGAGCGUCACCAUUGCCGUGGGGGCCUCCCUGCUCUUCCUCAACGUGCUGGCCUUCGCCGCCCUCUACUACCGCAAGGACAAGCGCCGGCAAGACUCCCACCGCCAGCCCAGCCCACAGCGGCAGACCACCGCCAACGACGUGGGCCACGCGCCCGAGGAGGAGAUCAUGUCCCUGCAGAUGAACCAGACCCACCACGACUGUGAGGGCGGAGCCCCCCACGACCCCCUGCGCCUGGCCUCUCUGCCGGACUACACCCUCACCCUGCGCCGCUCCCCCGACGACAUCCCGCUCAUGACCCCCAACACCAUCACCAUGAUCCCCAACUCGCUGGUGGGCGUGCCCAACCUCCACCCCUACAACACCUUCACCGCCGGGUUCAACUCCACAGGCCUACCACAGUCACACUCUACCACCCGGGUAUAGCU